Plutella xylostella (diamondback moth) is the source of this 2031-nucleotide messenger RNA. It is a transcript of the gene GPHR, whose product is annotated as golgi pH regulator. NCBI's taxonomy places the organism in Eukaryota, Metazoa, Arthropoda, Insecta, Lepidoptera, Plutellidae. Gene Ontology annotation, biological process: intracellular pH reduction. Gene Ontology annotation, cellular component: Golgi cisterna membrane. Gene Ontology annotation, molecular function: voltage-gated monoatomic anion channel activity. The record is from RefSeq and is a predicted model, not a curated record.
UGACACUGGACAGAUGACAGACGCAUCAGUUGACAAAAACAAAACUGCUAUUUUCGUGAUUAUUGUUUCCCUGUUGUUAUCCCAUGAUUAUUGGAAUAGAAUAGAUAAUUAUGUUCAAUAAUUCAUAAGAAAUAACCAAGAUGACGUUCCUAGAAGAUACUCUUAUUAUUUUGAUAUCACAGAUAGUGUUCUUCGUGGGCGGCUGGAUAUUCUUCGUGAAGCAGCUGUUCCGCGACUACGAGGUGCACCACCUGCUCGUGCAGCUGAUCUUCUCCGUCACCUUCGCGCUCAGCUGCACCAUGUUCGAGCUGAUCAUCUUUGAGAUCAUCGGCUAUUUGGACUCAAGUUCCAGAUAUUUCCACUGGAACCUGGGCUUGUAUCUGCUACUGUUCAUGCUGAUAGUUCUGAUACCAUUCUAUAUUGCAUACUUCAGUAUCAGUAAUAUAACAUUUGUUUCCAAAAACACAAUCAGGCCCCUGACAAUGUUUGUCUGGUUCAUUUAUUUGUACUUCUUCUGGAAAAUUGGUGACCCCUUCCCGAUAUUGAGUCCAAAACAGGGUAUAUUCUCCAUAGAGCAGGGCGUCUCUCGUAUAGGCGUGCUGGGAGUGACUGUCAUGGCGCUGCUAUCGGGCUUCGGUGCCGUCAACUAUCCGUACACUUCCAUGGCCAUAUUUAUAAGGCCAGUGACCGAAGCAGAUGUCCUGUCAAUAGAGAAGAAGCUACUACAAACCAUGGACAUGAUAUUGGUGAAGAAGAAAAGGAUAGCACUAGCCGAAGCGAACAGUGUGGGAGCGAGACAGCAGUAUGGGGGUUUGGACCAGUCCAACUUGAAGAGUCGAGGCGGGUUUUGGACCAAUAUUUGGUCCAGUGUUGGCAGUUAUGCUUAUAAUCCGCUAGGCCAUGGGUCUGAAAACAUAAACCAGCUGAAGCAGGAGGUCUCCAGCGUUGAGGAGCUGAGCCGGCACCUGUUCCUGGAGGCUCACGACGCCCGGACCAUGCGGGAGAAGAUCCAGUGGAGUACCACCUUCCAGGGUCGUUACUUCAACUUCUUGGGGUAUUUCUUCUCGCUUUACUGCAUUUGGAAGAUUUUUAUCUCAACAAUAAACAUAGUAUUCGACCGCGUCGGCAAAAAGGACCCUGUGACUAGAGGCAUAGAGAUCGUAGUCCACUGGCUUGGCUGGAACAUUGAUGUUACAUUCUGGUCUCAACAUAUCUCCUUCAUUCUAGUUGGCUGUAUAGUGUUGACUAGUAUACGGGGACUGUUGCUUACGUUGACUAAGUUUUUCUACAAAAUAUCAUCAUCGAAAUCUUCGAACAUAAUCGUCCUAAUACUAGCCCAAAUAAUGGGAAUGUACUUCUGUUCCUCAGUGCUUCUUAUGAGAAUGAAUAUGCCGUCAGAAUACCGAAUCAUCAUCACCCAAGUAUUAGGAGAUUUACAGUUUAAUUUCUACCAUCGAUGGUUCGAUGUCAUAUUCUUAGUUAGUGCCUUAACCAGUAUAUUUACAUUAUAUUUAGCUCAUAAGCAACCUGCUGUCAGCUAGUUUUGUUUUAAGGUUAAUUUAGUUUGUAUGUUUGCGAUGUUGGGUGUUGAUUUAUUGGGAUUGGUAACGAUUCUGAAGGCAUACAUUUUAAUUUUAGUAACUGUCUAAAUUAACAUUUGGAAAAUAAGAUUGAAUCAUAAAGUCGAAUAUCGAACACAUAUAUUUUGUCAUUGCUAAACUUCAGAAUCGCUACUUUCUGUGGAGUUUAAAAAGGAUAAUGGGUAUCUGACACCAUUAUGAUAUUUAAGUACCUACGGUUAGAAAACUCAUUUCAAUCCACCUAAGAAUAAAAAUUAAAGCAAUCCUUAUUUCAAUCAUAAUUUGAUGUGAAAUUAAGCCUUAUUUAUUGAAUCGUUAAGAAUGAUGUUAAUUUCUAGUACCCGAUUAAGGACACUCAGUGUUAACAAAGCGAUAGUUUAUAAUUUUCAAAGUACAGUCAGCAAAAACGGUGCUAACAUUUUGUUUUUAAAAUUCAAUAAUCACAUGUUUC